UUUGUUUUUUUUUUCUGCACACACUUUAUUAUUACAUCUUUGUAAUUUAUUUAUUUAUUUAUUUCCCACUAUUUCUUUUUUUCAUUAUUAAAGAAAUCAAAUUAUAUUCAAAAUGGUUAUCAUUGGCACUCAAGAAAAAUGUACUGCUUGUACAAAGACUGUAUAUUUAACAGAAAAGAUUGUUGUAGAAGAUAAAGAAGAUAAGAAAAUUUUCCACAAAUUAUGCUUAAAAUGCUCACACUGCAAACUUACUCUCAGUCUUGGUAACUAUGCCUCAAUGAACGGUGUUUUCUUCUGUAAACCACAUUUCAAACAACUUUUUGCCACCAAAGGUAACUAUGAUGAAGGUUUUGGUAACACUAAACACACAGAAAAAUGGACUCCACAAGCCACCCCAACUGGUAACACUCAAUUCAUUAAAGUAGAAGAAACCAAAGUCACAAGUUCAGAUAAAAAAGAAACUCCAUCAGGUAUUGCCAGUAGAUUCUCAGGUAGUCUUGAAAAAUGUGAUGUUUGUUCAAAGACUGUUUAUAUUACUGAAAAAGUUGUUAUUGAAGACAAAGAAGAUAAAAAAGUUUUACAUAAACAAUGCUUAAAAUGUACACAUUGUCAAGUCACCCUCAACCUUGGUACUUAUGCCUCAAUGAAAGGUGUUUACUAUUGCAAACCACAUUUCAAACAACUCUUUGCCACCAAAGGUAACUAUGAUGAAAGCUUCGGUAAUGCCAAACACACCGAAAAAUGGAAUCCAUCCGUCAACACUGCCCCAAGUUCAUUCAUCCCAGUUGAAAAAGCCAACAACACCGAAAAGAAUACCAACCAAAGUUCAAACCCAGAAUUAGCCAAAAAAUUCGGUAGUGCUAAUAACUCUGAAAAAUGUUCAUCAUGCCAAAAAUCUGUCUAUUUAACUGAAAAAGUUGUCUUAGAAGAAACUGACAACAAACGUAUUUUCCAUAAAGCUUGUCUCAAAUGUAGCAAAUGUAACGUUAUUUUAACUCUUGGAACCUUAGUUCAAUUAGAAGGUAUCAUUUUCUGUAAACCACAUUUCAAAGAACUCUAUGCCACCAAAGGUAAUUUAGAUGAAGGUUUUGGUAAACCAAAACACUCUGAAAAAUGGGAAAACAAUCCAUUCCCAUACCUUGAAAAAGAUUCAAACUAUGUUCCAUCUGUAGAAAAAGUUGAACAACAAAUCCAAUCAAACACCUCAAGCGAAGCUGAUGUAGACAGAUUCAGAAAUAUUAAUAAUGAUGAUAGCGUUUCAGAAAAAUUAAGAGAAACUCACGUUAGCGAACCAGAACCAGUUGAAGAAGAAACUAAAGCUGAAGAACCAGUUGAAGAAGAAACCAAAGUUGAAGAACCAGUUGAAGAAGAAAUCAAAGUUGAAGAACCAGUUGUUGCUGAAGAAGAACCAGUUGAAGAACCAGUUGCUGUUGAAGAAGAAACCAAAGUUGAAGAACCAGUUGCUGCUGAAGAAGAAAAAACUGAAGAACCAGUUGUUGCUGAAGAAGAAUCAAACGAGUAAACUAAUCACUUUGCUCCAAAAAAAAAAAAAAAUCAAUUAACAAAAAUUAUUUAUUUAUCUUUUUUUUUCUAUUUAUAUAAUAUAUAUUUUGGAUCUAAAAAGAUCAAUGUAUUUUUAUAUAUAUAAUUAUAUAUCUUAAAUUAAAUAAAACAACGUGUAAUUUUAAAACUAAAAUAUUUAGAAGAAAAAAAAAAAAAUUAAUAUAUUUAAAAUAUUUUGG
Molecule: messenger RNA, 1742 nt
Organism: Dictyostelium purpureum
Lineage: Eukaryota; Evosea; Eumycetozoa; Dictyosteliales; Dictyosteliaceae
Exons: 3
Coding region: 113-1522 (469 amino acids)
Biological process (GO): actin filament bundle assembly
Cellular component (GO): actin cytoskeleton; plasma membrane
Molecular function (GO): actin filament binding
Source: RefSeq, a predicted model, not a curated record